Messenger RNA from Mercenaria mercenaria, 1793 nucleotides. RefSeq lists its product as uncharacterized. Bases 18 to 1358 code for a protein of 446 amino acids. The transcript has 3 exons. Lineage: Eukaryota; Metazoa; Mollusca; Bivalvia; Venerida; Veneridae. The record is from RefSeq and is a predicted model, not a curated record.
UCAGACCGAGUUUCAGGAUGAUGAGCAUUCGGCUUCUUCUGUUCUCGAUCGCCGUAACAGGAUGUACUGCUCCGCCUUGCACGGAUCCACCUACUCUAGUAUGGCCGCUGGGUACAGGCAAUGGGUAUGAAGAAGUGAUGACAAACGCCAAUUCAGGAGUUCUUGGAACUGUCUCAUAUAGCACCGGCUACACAGCUAUUGGAAUGAAUUCAGCUAUGAACUUUUCAGGGGUGGCAGACUCAUUUGUGGAAAUAAAUGUGCCCAAUCAUGCUAGUAUAACCAACAUUAAUGGCGAUUACUCAAUUAUUUUUUAUGCAUACUUCGACAACAUCCAGUCUGGAACAAUAUUACAUUACAGAAGCGAUACAUAUAACGGAAUGCCAACAACGGACGAGAUCAGAGAACUGAAAAUUACUGUUUCAAGUGGAUUUAUUAAAAUACAUUACACGGAUUUUGGGUCAGUAGCGUUCGAAGAUACACCCAUCCUUGCUUCGGAAUGGUACAGCGUUAGUUAUGAGAAAGACUUAAACAAAGAUGGACCAGCAUUGUACCUUAAUAUUACUGGAAAUUAUAAAGCUAUCGGCACUAUUGUGAAAGACAAACUAACAAUUUUUCCAGGUACUAUACGUAUAGGUGCUGAUUUUGACGGAACCAAUCCAUUUUCUGGCAGACUAGCUUGCCUUCAAAUUGUUCCAUGCAGAGAGGCCAUCGGUACAACUUAUGAUAAUCAUUGCGCAACACAGCCAACAACUACAACUUCCACGACGACCACGGAGAGACAAACUACUACAACGACAACGGAGCCAACGACUACAACGACCACGGAGCAACCGACUACCACAACGGCAACGGAGCAACCAACUACUACAACAACCACGGAGCAACCAACUACUACAACGACCAUGGAGCAACCAACUACUACAACGACAACGGAGCAGCCAACGACUACAACGACCACGGAGCAACCAACUACUACAACGACAACGGAGCAGCCAACGACUACAACGACCACGGAACAACCAACGACUACAACGACCACGGAGCGACUGACAACAACAUCAGCGCUACCACCCAUUACAGUGCCUUUUUCAGCUGCUGAAUAUAGUCCGCUGUAUGAAGUAUCAGACAGAUGCUACCGCUACACAAGGACGGAAAAGGAUGUCACAUUUGGAAAUAUUCUGGAUGUUAUCCGAACUACCACAGUGCACACCGUAGUUGCAUGUGCGAAAUACUGUGAUAAUGAAACACUGUGUUUUUCUUUUACUGUAGUGCCGUUAGGCACCGGAUUCGAAUGUAAAAUUGGAAUAAAGGCGCCUUUGACCACACCAUUACUGGGAUCAAUGUUGUAUGAAUUGUAGCGUCUCAUUUUCAUAUUGCUGUUCAUGAAAAUCUAACUAUGUAACAUUUUAUUGAAUGCAAAUGCUGAUAACAAAAGCCAUUGUGCAUACCUACUACAGCUACAAUUCCAAACUUAUGCUAUAAUGGUACAUAUUUCAUACAUUAUGAUUCCACUUAAGGGCAUAUAUCAUCUAAUAUAAAGAUAAAUGCGAGCGUUUAAUUAUGGAAUCCUGCUGAUAAUUCUAACAGAUGCGUUAACUUAGAGUGACUAAAAUUUGAAAUAUUUAAUCAUAUCUUAUGUCUUCUGUGAAAAAAAAACAUGUCAAAAAAUAAGUAACGGACACCAGAAGUCACUCUGUAUAUAUUUGAUCUUGUUUACUUUUUUCAUAAAACCAAUCGCACUUCACAUUCUUUGUUUUGACACGAAAGAAUAUAAUCUAGUUUUUUGGUAUUUA